UUCACUACCAAGUCAACAUAGCUAUCAAACGCUGCAAAUGUGGUAUCUAAUAUCUAUAACUUUCAACGCAAAAUGGACAGAAUGAAAGUUGUUAAAUAGAGGUGAUGGCAAGCCACUAGUAUUGGUCAAGUAUGUUCAAACCUUGAUUAACUUUCUUAUCAUAUUGUACAUAAUUUAAUAGAGCAGGUGGACAAUAAUGGAAGAUGUUGCAAACUCCGGCAACUUACCUUUUAAAGUAACCGCCGUAGCUGCAGGGGAAGCACAUACUCUUCUUCUCGCAGGGGAUGGGCGUGUAUAUUCUUGGGGAAGAGGAACAUUAGGAAGACUUGGUUUAGGUUCAGAACAAGACCAACUUUUUCCAGCUCAAGUCAAGUUUGGAUCACAAGAAUCUAUCAGAAUAGUGGGAAUUGCUGCUGGUGCAUAUCAUAGUCUAGCUCUUGCAGAUGAUGGAUCUGUUUGGUGCUGGGGUUACAAUUUAUAUGGUCAACUUGGUAUAAUCAAUGAAGAGGAUGCCCACAACCCAAAAUAUACAGAUGGAUAUUAUUCUGUUGUUCCUUGCUUGUUGAACAAGUUUCUUGAGUUGCAUCCCCCAGAUUCUUCAACCUUAUUGUUAGAAGAAGUAGAAGGGAAAGCACAACUAAAGAUAAUUUCUAUCAAAGCAGGAGGAAUGAUGUCACUAUCAAUUGAUAAUCUUGGUGCCCUAUGGAUGUGGGGAAACUGUCCACAUCAAAGCAAAGAAGGAAUAUUCUCAAUAGUAAGCAAUUUCACUCCAACACCAGUUUGGGAUUUCCAUGGUCACACAGUAGUAAAAGUUGCAUGUGGAAAUGAACACAUUAUAGCACUAGUUAGUGUUGGAGAAUCAUACAAUGGUGAAAAUGAUGAUCUCAUUUGUUACUCUUGGGGUAACAACAAUCAUGGUCAAUUAGGCUUAGGGGACACAGAAGAUAGACCAAAUCCAGAAAUGGUAAAAACAUUUGAUCAAGAUUCUCAUUGGUCAAUUUAUGAAAUAGCAUGUGGUGCUUUUCACACUGCUUUGUUAACUCAUAGAAAAAGGCCUAAUGAUGAUACAUUAGAAAGUGUGUGUUGGACAUUUGGUCUUGGUGAAAAUGGACAACUUGGUCAUGGUACAACACAAAGUACAUCAAUUCCUGAACUUGUUCAAGAAUUGCCACAAUUUGUAAAUCUUGUUUCUGUUGACUGUGGUUUGUUUCAUACUUGUGUUGUUUCGUCGGACGGGGAUGUUUGGUCGUGGGGAAUGGAGAAGGGUCUUGGCUUGUAUCCGGAUGCGCGAGUUGUUGGUGAAUAUUCUAGUGAUGCUCUUUCUCCGCUUGUUGUAAGUAAUCCUUAUGAGGCUAAGUUUUUAGAACCGGUUCAAGUCGCAUGUGGCGCGGCUCAUACUAUUAUUGUUGCUCAAGAGGGAUAUAAAGUUUGGUCUUUGGGAAGAGGAAGAAGUGGUGUUCUUGGAAAUGGUAAUGUAGUAGAUUGUUACAUUCCCACUUUAGUGUUAUGGCCUCCACUGGUGGAAGAUUUUCAUUUCAAACAGGAGGAACCAUCGAGUUUUCGCGAGCUAGAUAAGGGAAAAGAAGAAGACUAACAGAAACAUAUGAGAAAUCAUCCUCAAUAGCAUGGCACAUACAAGUCAAUAAGAGAUAGGUCAAAGAGAUUUAUAAAGGAAUUCAUAAACCCUUUAUGUGUGGAAAUUAGUGUAUAUGAAAGUAAAGAGUACACCAUUCUUAAAUAUUCUAUAGCACAUACAAGUCAAUAAGCUGAUUGUGGCUUAAUUGUUUGUUGUAUCUAGCUUUUUAUCCAUAUCCAUGUGAAUAUUACUAGCCUUUAUUGAGUUAUCUUUGGUGAUUGUGUUCUGUAGAGAAAUUGAGUACAAAUAAUAGUACACAGUUUUUAUGUAAGAAAAUUCUGGUAUUCUA
Medicago truncatula (barrel medic) is the source of this 1925-nucleotide messenger RNA. RefSeq names its product RCC1 and BTB domain-containing protein 2. Bases 197 to 1594 code for a protein of 465 amino acids. The record is from RefSeq and is a predicted model, not a curated record. The transcript has 6 exons. NCBI's taxonomy places the organism in Eukaryota, Viridiplantae, Streptophyta, Magnoliopsida, Fabales, Fabaceae.